GUUCUUCUCCCGGUUUUCUCACAACCAAAUGGAGCGAGAAGGGGUCCCACCUCCUCCGCCUCCUCCGCCGUCACCAACUACUGCAACCACUAUCCUCGGCAAGUACCGGUUGGGCCGGUUCUUGGGCUCGGGCAGCUUCGCAAAGGUGUAUGAGGCCCAAUCCCUUUCCGACGGCUCCACCGUCGCCGUCAAGAUCAUCGACAAGAAGUCGAAGACCUUCGACGCCGCCAUGGAGUCUCUGAUCAUCGGAGAGAUCGAGGCCAUGCGCCGUCUCAAACACCACCCCAACAUCCUCAGAAUCCACGAGGUCAUGGCCACCAAGACCAAGAUCUUCCUCGUAAUGGAGCUCGCCGCCGGCGGCGAGCUCCUGAAGAGGAUCAAAGGAAAGAAGAUCAUGAAGGAAUCGGAAGCUCGCCGCCACUUCCAGCAGCUCGUGUCCGCCCUCCGAUUCUGCCACCGGAACGGCGUCGCCCAUCGCGACGUGAAGCCGCAGAACCUCCUCCUCGACCGCGAUGGGAGGCUCAAGGUCUCCGACUUCGGCCUCUCGGCGCUGCCGGAGCGGAUCAAGAACGGGAUGCUCCACACGGCUUGCGGCACGCCGGCGUUCACCGCGCCGGAGAUCCUCUUCCGCCGCGGAGGCGGAUACGACGGUGCGAAGGCCGACGCCUGGUCCUGCGGCGUGAUCCUCCACGUGAUGCUCGCCGGCCGCCUUCCUUUCUCGGACCUAAACCUCGCCGGAAUGUGUAAGCAAAUUCACCGCCGCGAAAUCGAUAUCCCAGAUUCGAUCUCAAAAACCGUGAGGAAGCUGAUCUACGGCCUCCUCGAUCCGAACCCUGGCACGAGGAUCAGCAUCGAGAGGUUGGUGGAGCUGCCGUGGUUCAAGAAGUCGCUACCGCUGGAGCCGGACAAUCCGAUAUACAAGUGCGAUCGGGAUUACGAUCUGGUGGCGGCGAACGCGUUCGAGAUAAUAUCGCUAUCGUCGGGGCUGGAUCUGUCGGGGCUGUUUGGGGCGCGGCGGAAGGAGAGGCGGUUCGCGACGGGAAUGACGGCGGAGGAGGCGGUGGAGGGGUGAAAUGUGGGGAUGGGGAAGGGGAGAGUGGCGGUGGUGGCGGCGGCGGUGGAGGUUGCGCCGGGGUUGGUGUUUGGGGAGGUUAGGGUGGCGGAGAGCGGCGGAGAGAUUGGGGAGGCUCAGUGGGAGGAGCUCAUCGCCGGGAUUGGAGAGGCCGGUCUUUCGUGGAUAAACGACGCCGCUUGAGCACCUUAACCUUGAGGAAAACGACGCUGUCGUAGAGCCCGUUGAGAAACGCCGCCGUUUUGGUGCUUGAGCUUAAAGAAACGACGCCGUGCUAAAGCUUAAGCGUAAAGGAACGACGACGUUUGAGGGAGAAGCGAAGCGCGGGAAGAAGUUUAGAAUGCAUCGGAAACGGGAUAUAUUGUUUUGCACGGACGGCGGAUUAUUCAUCUUUGUACAUGUCGUCGACGAUAAUUUAGGUUCUUUUUUUCGUAAAUGAAGAAGAUUUUCGUUAGUUUGUUCCUAGUAUGACUUAAUUCUUUGUUUGUUUUUUGUUUUUGUUUUUCUGUUUGUUUUUUUAAUGUUCAAGCUAUAGUGUGAUGAAUAAGAUUAGUUAACUGGCCGUUCAGGUUGUUGAUUUGUGGAAA
Molecule: messenger RNA, 1659 nt
Organism: Morus notabilis
Lineage: Eukaryota; Viridiplantae; Streptophyta; Magnoliopsida; Rosales; Moraceae
Product: CBL-interacting serine/threonine-protein kinase 4
Exons: 1
Biological process (GO): signal transduction; protein phosphorylation
Molecular function (GO): protein kinase activity; ATP binding
Source: RefSeq, a predicted model, not a curated record